UCCCUCACGAGAAUCCUCUUCACCACCAUCAACACUAUUCUGAGUGCAGGCAUAACCCACAUCACUCCUUUCCACAACUUCAUCACUUGCGCAAGCUCGCUAUCACUGUCCUUAUAUAUUUACUUUCUUGUCUCUCCUUGACAAAACACACGAUUAUCGACUUAAUCGACUUUACCAGUACAUACACCUAUCUUUAGUCAAGAUGUACUCCAUCACCAAGGUUGUCAUUGCUCUGGGCGCUCUCAUUGCCCCGUCUAUCGCCUUCUCCGGCGACAUGACCUACUACACUCCCGGUCUCGGCUCUUGCGGCGAGACUAACAGUGAGGGUGACGCUGUCGUCGCCCUGUCUUCCAGCCAGACUGGUCACUGCAACAAGAACAUCAACAUUCAUUACAACGGCCAGACCGCCUCCGCCAAGGUCGUCGACACAUGUCCCGGCUGCGGUGGCGACGGCAUUGACGUCUCCCCUACUGUCUUCAAGGAACUCGCCAACCUAGACCAGGGCCGCGUCUCCGUCACCUGGGAGUUCGCUUAAGUCUAUCAUUUGAGAAAUGACCCG
Hypoxylon trugodes is the source of this 559-nucleotide messenger RNA. RefSeq names its product RlpA-like double-psi beta-barrel-protein domain-containing protein-containing protein. Lineage: Eukaryota; Fungi; Ascomycota; Sordariomycetes; Xylariales; Hypoxylaceae. The coding region runs from base 203 to 535 and encodes 110 amino acids. The record is from RefSeq and is a predicted model, not a curated record. The transcript has a single exon.